Messenger RNA from Hippocampus comes (tiger tail seahorse), 2155 nucleotides. Its product is annotated as sodium-coupled neutral amino acid transporter 3-like. Gene Ontology annotation, biological process: asparagine transport; amino acid transmembrane transport; histidine transport. Gene Ontology annotation, cellular component: plasma membrane. Lineage: Eukaryota; Metazoa; Chordata; Actinopteri; Syngnathiformes; Syngnathidae. Gene Ontology annotation, molecular function: L-glutamine transmembrane transporter activity; L-histidine transmembrane transporter activity; L-asparagine transmembrane transporter activity. The record is from RefSeq and is a predicted model, not a curated record. Bases 73 to 1617 code for a protein of 514 amino acids. The transcript is spliced from 16 exons.
UCCUUCUCCAUUAGAGACACUGAAUUUUGCUGACAACGAAUAAUCCACCGAGCAUCCGUGACACCUUUCACGAUGGAUCAAGCUCAGUCCGAGAUGAACAUCUUAUCUAAUGGCAAAAGUUACAACCUCGGUGAUGAUGUUGACGUACCAAUGAAGACGUCGCUCGAGGAUGAUCAAAAUGGCACUGAAACAGUCAGAUUCGAUGACCCCGAUGGAGGAAUGGAGAAUGAAGAAUUUUUGCCCGGUGCGGAUGGAAAGAAACCAGUCCGAUUCACAGAUUUUGAAGGGAAAACCUCCUUUGGUAUGUCCGUCUUCAACCUGGGUAAUGCCAUUAUGGGAAGUGGAAUUCUGGGACUGGCUUAUGCCAUGGCCAACACUGGCAUACUCCUCUUCUUGUUUCUUCUGACUGCAGUGGCUGCCUUGUCAUCUUAUUCCAUUCAUCUGCUUCUCAAAUCCUCUGGCAUCGUGGGAAUUCGGGCUUACGAACAACUGGGCUUCAGGGCCUUUGGCACUCCUGGCAAAAUGGCCGCCGGCAUUGCAAUUACUCUGCAGAACAUCGGAGCCAUGUCCAGCUACUUGUACAUUGUGAAGUCUGAGUUACCUCUGGUCAUCCAAGCAUUCUUGAAGGCUGACCCUAACGCAGAUCUUUGGUACUUGAAUGGCAACUACCUGGUCAUCAUGGUCUCCGCCAGUGUCAUCCUGCCCCUGGCCCUGAUGAAGCAACUGGGUUACCUUGGCUAUACCAGCGGAUUUUCUCUCAGCUGCAUGGUGUUCUUCCUCACUGCGGUCAUCUACAAGAAGUUCCAAAUUCCGUGCCACUUUGAGGAGUUCAACUCGCUCAAUCACACCACGGCCCACCCCAGCCUGAACGUGUCGAACCACGUUGGCGAUCACCUCCUGACUCGCGAAGAGGACGACGCUCUUUGCGCGCCGCGCAUGUUCACCCUCAACUCACAGACAGCCUACACCAUCCCCAUCUUGGCUUUCGCCUUUGUUUGCCACCCUGAGGUCCUCCCCAUUUAUACUGAGCUCCGCAACCCCACUAAAAAGAAGAUGCAGAAGGUGUCCAACAUCUCCAUCUUUGUCAUGUACACCAUGUACUUUCUGGCAGCUCUCUUUGGCUACCUAACCUUCUAUGGCAACGUGGAGCCAGAAUUGCUUCACACUUACAGCCGCAUUGAUCCUUACGACACUUUGAUCCUGUGCGUGCGUGUGGCUGUCCUCACCGCCGUCACACUCACCGUCCCCAUCGUGCUCUUCCCCGUGCGCAGAGCCAUUCAGCAGAUGUUGUUCCCCACCAAGGCUUUCAGCUGGCUGCGUCACAUCGCCAUCGCUCUGGUUCUACUCAUGCUUAUCAACAUGCUGGUGAUUUUCGCCCCCAACAUUCUGGGCAUUUUCGGAAUCAUCGGUGCCACGUCUGCUCCUUGCCUUAUUUUCAUCUUCCCCGCUGUCUUCUACAUCCGCAUUGUUCCCAAAGAAAGCGAACCCCUGAGCUCUCUUCCCAAGAUCCUGGCCGCCUGCUUUGCCGCCUUGGGUGUCUCCUUCAUGAUAAUGAGUCUCAGCUUCAUAAUAAUCGACUGGACGUCGGGAAGCGGCAAUGCCGGCGGGGGCCACUAGAACCUGCGUGAGUGUGUUUGGGGACGGAGGAGCAACGAGAAUUAAGAGCUGGCACGUAAACAUGCCAAGCAAAAUGUCACACUUGUAUUGAUGGAGCUGAAAUAACGUUUUACUGCAAUGUUAUUUAUACACAUACAUUCACUGGCCACCCGAUUAGGUACACCUGAGAAUGCGCAGGCAUCUAAGCGGCAUUGAUCAUUUUAUGAUUCUAUGGGAGGAAAACUACAAUGCGUCACAUUAACAGAAGUUUUCACACACCCUAGUUGGAUCCAGGGCACUUAACCACAAAUACUGUAAUAAGCAUAUUUUUAAAUGAUCACCUCUUUUGCUUUUAUUAUCCUUGCCAACGCAAAUGUUUUGCGACAGCUCUAAUUUGACUGUGGCCAGUGAGUGUACCAGAGCAGAAAUAAUGCUCUUUAAUUUCAUGAAUUAACUCAUGCUGCGAUCAUCUUUGCGCUAAUCCAGCCACGUUACCCACGAACAACGGCAGCCGGUACUGUAAAAACAAACAUUGUAUACAUUUCUAAAGUGUCUAAUU